Molecule: messenger RNA, 5013 nt
Organism: Syngnathoides biaculeatus (alligator pipefish)
Lineage: Eukaryota; Metazoa; Chordata; Actinopteri; Syngnathiformes; Syngnathidae
Product: calsyntenin-2-like
Exons: 17
Coding region: 153-3068 (971 amino acids)
Biological process (GO): positive regulation of synapse assembly; homophilic cell-cell adhesion; positive regulation of synaptic transmission
Cellular component (GO): postsynaptic membrane; cell surface
Molecular function (GO): calcium ion binding; kinesin binding; amyloid-beta binding
Source: RefSeq, a predicted model, not a curated record
CAUUAGGCAAACACAGGUAACUGCUCAGGGCUUAAAAUCUCCGGGGGCCCUCAAAAUCUCAAACUAGUUAAUACAAUUUUCCGUUAUUUAAAACAAUAUUGUUUUAAACGUAAUUCUUGUUCCUAAAAACACAUUCAAAUCCUGAAUCCAUCAUGAUCGUUUCAAGUGCUCCCCUGUCUUUUCUCAUGCAAUGGGCUAUUCCAUCACCUUACUCUGCAUGUACAGACUCGAUUCUGGAAAAGUGUAGUGAAACAAACUUGUUGGUGGAUUGUGUGAAAAAUGAUGCAGAGACUUCUUGUGGAGUAAAAGGAGCAGUGAAUAAACACAAGCCGUGGAUUGAAACAUCAUACCAUGGGGUAAUCACCGAAAACACUGACGUCGUUCUGCUUGAUCCACCUCUGUUAGCGCUGGACAAAGAUGCCCCCACCCCAUAUGCAGGGGAGAUCUGUGCAUUCAACAUCCAUGGGUUGGAGGCUCCUUUCGAGGCAGUAGUACUGAACGGUACAUCUGGGGAGGGCCAACUGAGGGCUCGUGAUCUGGUGGACUGCGAACUGCAGAAGGAAUAUACAUUUAUCAUUCAGGCUCAUGACUGCGGUUCAGGCCCAAGGGGCACAGCGGGAAAAAAGUCCCACAAGGCAGUGGUCCAUAUUCAAGUCAACGACGUUAAUGAGUUUGCUCCAGUGUUCCGGGAGCCCAAGUACCAAGCUGCAGUGACAGAGGGCAAGAUUUAUGAUAGCAUCCUUCAAGUGGAAGCCACUGAUCAGGACUGCUCACCUCAAUACAGCCAGAUCUGUAACUACCAGAUCAUCACAACUAACACCCCCUUUGCAAUAGACCGCAAUGGUAACAUCCGAAAUACAGAGAAACUGAGCUAUGACCAAGAGCACCAGUAUGAGAUCCAGGUGACGGCCUGGGACUGCGGCCAGAAGAGAGCCUUGCACAGCAUUCCUGUCCGAAUUGACGUCAAGCCUGUCUGUAAACCCGGUUGGCAAGGUUGGACGAAACGAGUUGACUAUGAACCCGGAACAGGAACCAAACAAUUGUUUCCGAAAAUGCAUCUGGAGACCUGUGGUGGGCCGCUAUCAUCUGCUAGGACCACAGUAGAGCUGCUGAACAGUCACAUCGGAAAGGGAUGUGACCGUGAGACCUACUCUGAGAAGUCCCUGCAGAAACUAUGUGGGGCCUCAUCGGGCAGCACUGACCUUCUGCCCGCCCCCUCCGCAGCCACUAAUUGGACAACUUCUCUGAUGACAGACAACGGAAAGGACAGUGACUUGAUUUUCAGGUUUGAUGGUCACCAGGCAGCUAAAAUCCCAGACUGGGUGGUCCCCCAGAGCUUGAUGGACCAGUUCACGAUAGCAACCUGGAUGAAACACGGGCCCAGUCCCGGUCUCAGGGCUGAAAAGGAGACUCUUCUUUGUAAUUCUGACAAGACAGAGAUGAAUCGUCAUCACUACUCCCUGUAUGUCCACAAUUGCCGCCUUGUGUUUCUGCUAAGGAGGGACUUUACUCAGGUGGAUACUUUCCGACCUGCCGAGUUCCACUGGAAACUGGACCAGAUCUGCGACAAGGAAUGGCAUUACUAUGUUAUCAAUGUCGAGUUUCCAGUGGUGACUCUCUAUGUGGAUGGAGUGACAUAUGACCCAUACCUGGUGACUGAUGACUGGCCCAUUCACCCGUCACAGAUCGACAUGCAGCUCACAGUUGGUGCCUGCUGGCAAGGUGGUGAGGUGGCCAAGCCAAGGUUUACUCAGUACUUCAGAGGCAGUUUAUCUGGAUUGACAAUCCGACCAGGAAAGAUUGAGAGUCAAAAAGUAAUUUCCUGUCUACAGGCUUGCAAAGAAGGACUGGACAUCAACUCCCUUGAAAGUUUGGAUAAGAGCAUCAAGUUUCACUUUAACCCAGCUCAAUCCAUUCUGGUGAUGGAGGGAGAUGAUUUAGAAAACGUGAAUGCUGCAGUGAGAAAGGUCUCCUACAUAAACUCACGACAGUAUCCAACUCCAGGGGUCCGACAUUUUCGGAUCUCUACUACUGUCCAGUGUUUUGGUGAAGACACUUGCAUCAUCAUCCCUGAUAUUGAGGCGGUAGUAAUGGUGUUGCAGCCCAGCGAGCCCAGGAUAACCAUAACUGGAUUGGAAAGACAGCGUCGGCCUGCUUCUGACUUUAGGCGGCCAGAAGGUGUUGCGCUAUUUCAGCAGCUCCACAUCAUCAGGACGGUCACCAGAGGAGAUGCUGUUGCCCCUAAUACAGACCAAAGACAAGGACUUCUGGAAGAGGUAAUCCACAAUUUGGACUACUGUGACAUCCUGGUAUUGGGGGAAGAGUUGAGGCCUGACCAGGAGUCACUCCAACUGCCACGCCGCAUCCUGCUUGGAAAGCACCUCGAUGCCACUAAUUCCACAUCUGGGAUGUCCAUAUAUGGUGUGGACUCCAUGGUUAACUACGAAGAUGUGAUCCGAGAGGUGCGUUAUUACAACUGGCGACCGGAACACCUAACACAGAAAAGGUUCCGUCUCACAUGCUCGGAGCUCAACGGACGCUACACCAGCAAUGAGUUUAAGUUGGAGGUGAUUAUCCUCCAGAGUUCAGAGGUUACAGAACAUAUCAGUCGGACUGUGGCCCCACCUCAGCACAUGAAGAUAGUCCACUAUACAUCUAUGGUUGAUGAACUGUACCCUGAGCACAGCUCAGGGGUGCCCAGUGCCGCCACUAUGGUGAUUGUGAUGUGCAUCACCACCCUGGUGGUGGUGGUGGUGUUAGGCAUCUACCACAUCCAUCUAACCCACCAACAAGAAGUCAAGCUGUCUGAGACUAUCAAAAAAGAAGAUGGAACCUGCGACAACUCAGUCUUGUCCAUCACUGUCAACCCGAUGGAGAAUCUGCAGGAUCCCCAGUUCGCAGAGGAGGAGGCCAGCGAGGAAGAGGAUGAAGAUGAUGAUGAUGGGGAAGAGGAUGACGACGUCACCAGUGCAGAGUCCGAUGACAGCGAGCAAGAAGUAGACGUCCAUCUGCCCAGGAUGCAAGGAAUCAAGCGCCUGAAAUGGGAUAAAACUACAAUAUCUUAUUGAAACUCUCAAUCAUAAACGUAUAAAAAAUGAUUCACAUGUCUGUCAUAAAACAUCAAAUAUGAUGGCUGACUCACGUGCUAUCUGGUGGACAUGCAAUUUGUGGCAUCGAAAAAUGAUAUAAUAUCUCCCCCUACUGGAAUAAAAUACACUCAAACGCCGAGACGUGUAAAAAAAAAUUGUCUAAAAUCAUCUUUCCCUCAAUUUAAAUAGCAACAGUGAAUAUUUAUUUCACAUUCAGUCACACAAUUUAGUCGAUUUUGAUGGAAUACAUUCUGCAAAGUUUGACAACUUGCAAAAAUGUACAGUAUAUUGUUAUUCUGGUUUAUAUACAAUAUUUAUCGUAUCCAUUUUAAUCCCUGCCCUUGUGGCAAAUUCAGGUGAUUUUACUAAAAGAAGAAGUCAAGGGAACUCUAAUAUAAAAGUUUUUUUGUUUUUUUAAAGUGAGAAAAGGAACCGCGUGGUGACCACGUCACGUCAAAUUCAACAAGGGAUGAGAGUUUUGUGUUUUGGGGUUAGAUCGAGAAAUGCCCUUGUACAUUUUUAUACACUUUGUUGUAAAUAAAGAGUUAGUACGUGAUCCCCACCUACUACCGCUAUCCUUAACACAGGCAUACACACUUGACCCAGACUCUCCUCACCACCUGUACAUAAAUGUCAUCUCGCUUCAUUUUCCAUGUACUGUAUACACUUCUGAAUCUUUACUCUGCAGAAAUAGUUGGUGGUCCCUCAGUCCCUUUAUAUGUUUCAGCUCAGUGUUCGGUUGGGUUUGUGUUUUGUAUGUUCGGAUGUGUCACCGUCUCCUUGGUUACCGCGGCAAUUUACAAAAUCCACUAGGCAAGCUGUACAUAUUUUCAAAAAAGAAAGUAGCCUUUUGAGAUUUAAUAUCCGCCAUCACCGCUUCUCGACAAAAAUAAGAAUUUAACAAAUGACAGCUUUUUGCAGUGCAAUCAUAUGAUUUCUCUGUCCCGCACGCCAGCACAAAUCAGAACACGGCACCUCCAAUGUCUGCUCGUCACCGGAAAUAGGGACUGGGCUGGACCUGGACAGGUACGGGAACUUGAGUAUAUUGGGGUUCACUGGACUAACAAAACCAUACUUCUGUUGUUUCUCAUUUUUCUUCUAAGCGUGGGGGGAGGAGGGGGGGGUUGCUGUAAGAGGUAAUAAAUCCUACAAAUAUGCUAUCCAACAGGUGCAGCAAUAGUCAAAUUAGUACUGACACAAUGGCUAAGUUUUUUUUUUAAUGUGUCAUGAAUCUCAACAUAUUUAAGAGUUCCUAUUUGGGAAAGUGUAUUCAUAUAGCCUGCUGGAAUAUUUGUUGUGUGUGAUGAAUGUUAAAGUUACUAUCACAAUGAGACUGAUUGGCUACUUUCAACGUGGUAAGUACUGUAUUCCAAAACCUCAAAUCAAAAAUGUGACUAGAGUGGCGUGACACAUUUGAUAUAAUUGAAAAAGUCUCACUUUGAUGAGCGGUUUUCCCUAUUUUUCUCUCUACAGCUUUAACUCACCUCCAAACUUCUAUGACAAAUAAUGCAUUCAGCAAAUGCUUUUAUAGCACAGAAACACAUGGAGAAGAUGAUAAUAUUUUCAAACACUGUUUAAUGAAUGCCCCGAGCCACUAAAACUGAGUAUGUGUAUACUGUAGCACUAUUAUAUGUUCAUGUAAAAUACCUGUUUAAAAGUUUAUCACGUUGGUCUUGUGAUGUCACCCCUUUCACUAACUUUGCUCAUCUCCUGCAACCUUCUGGUGCGUUUUUCAUCGAGUCCUAAUGUUGACCUGACAUUUGUUUUAGAAAAAGGAAGACAAUGCAGUAAACAUGGAAAAAUUGUAUAUUGUGUAAAAUGUAUUAAUUUCUUUGUUUUUUCAUUUUUAUUUAUUUUUUUUACUUUUGUCUAUUUUGCUUUGGAAUGGUCAGUCACUGCAGCACUUUGUGUAAAUUGACCAAUA